GCACGCCCGCGUGGCCGCCGCAGCUCCGACUGCGGCCGGCUGCGGGCGCGCUACCGGCGCGACGGCUUCGCCCUCGCGUCGCAGCUGGUGAGCCCAGAGGCGCUGCGGGAGGCCUGGGAGCACGGCGCCGUUGAGGCCGUCGCGGCGGGCCGCUUCGGGGGCGCGCCGGGGGCGCCCGCGGCCGAGCUCCUGCGGACAGAGUCGCUUCCGCCGGGGCUGCGGGAGGCGAGCGACGUAAACCUCAUACACAACGGCUUCCUGCUGGCGGGCGUUCGGCAUUUGUGGCCGCUGCUGACUGCCGCGGCGGGGGGCGCGAGGUGCUUGCUGGGCCUGGCUGGCGCGGACGAGCACGCGGGAGCUUCAACAUCGUGGUCGGGCCUGCGGCUCAGCGUGCACCUGCGCCUGGCGCCGAAGGUCGGCGGGCUGGAGCACCAGCACAUCUUCGCCCACCAGGACGCCGUCUACUGGGCGCACAAGUUCUCCAGCCAGGAGGACCUCGACGCCUUCGCCAACGCCACGGUGUCCGCCUGGGUGCCGCUGACCGACGUCGGGCCGCGACGGGGGGCGCUGGCCUACGAGCGCGGCUCGCACCACCGGGGCUUCCUGGGCUUCGGCCGCCGCCAGAGGACGCCCGGCCUCCCCACCCGGCGCCUGGUGCAGCCCGCGCUGGCGGCGCUGGACGAGCACAUCGACGGCGCCGCGGCUGGCGCGGCCACUGCAGGCGCGCCGCUGGCGCAGGUCCGGCGGUUCCGGGAGGGGGCCCCGAGGGACGGGGCCCUGCUCGGCUGGCCGCACGAGUCGUGA
This is a messenger RNA of Prorocentrum cordatum, 804 nucleotides long. The record is from the annotation of a GenBank genome assembly. NCBI's taxonomy places the organism in Eukaryota, Dinophyceae, Prorocentrales, Prorocentraceae.